Molecule: messenger RNA, 2618 nt
Organism: Kogia breviceps (pygmy sperm whale)
Lineage: Eukaryota; Metazoa; Chordata; Mammalia; Artiodactyla; Physeteridae
Source: RefSeq, a predicted model, not a curated record
GCUCAGUGGGUGCUGGGUGCCAAGGCCUGCCCUCUAGGGAUCCAGGGUCUGCACAGAGGACUCUGGCUAACCUAGUUUUUUAAACUCUUUAAGGUUGAGAGUUCGGUACCCAGCUAUAUAUCUCAAGCCAGAAUAGGCCCUUUACAAAUGCCCCUUAGGGAAGACAGGACUGAGAUUCUCCUGGGACUGCCUUCUCCUGGCCACUUCAAUGGAAAGUAUGGUUGGGGAUAUCCAGUGACAUCUGAUAUCACUGUGACUUUAUUUUUCAUCCACUGUGGAGACAUAUUUGGGUUGAGCUUCUAACUCUGGAGUGAGUCAGAGACACAUAAACCCUUAGGGCUAAAGGGUCCCUUAGCACCUGUCCCCCUGUUCCCAGAAGGCUUCCACAGAUCUCUGCUGUCUGGCACCAAGGCUUUCUUCUUCCUUUCUCCUAUCCAGUCUGUCGAUACACUUAUUUAUUCAUAAUAUUACGUCUUAUGGCUAAAUUUUCACCAUCUACAGUGACAUCUUAAAAGAAGAUAACGUAGCAAAUUUUUAUAAAGCUCAGUAUUCAAUUUUAACAGUCUGAGAUUUUGCAUAUUUUUGGUAUUAAAAUAUUAAUUGUAUGUAAUGAAAUGAUGACCUGAGUAGGUGAUACUUGUUACUUUAAUAUUAUUUGGCAAAAUAAAAGAACACUCUCUGAACUCUGAAAAAAAAAAUAGAUUUACUUGUCAGGAGCCUCAAAAGCUUAGAAACCAGCGUGAUUCCAGCCUAACCUACCUCCUGGGGCACACGUUCUACUGCUGACACCCCUGACAGACGGCCGCUGGCUCCAUACCUCUGCCAAAGCUCUCCCACGAAUCUGGGACUCACCACCCAGGAUGCAGCCCCCUCCAGGGUUGAGCGGGUUGCAAUGCUUGGCCAUUCUUUCUCCUGAUAGACCCCAUCAACCUCCCCGUGAUGGUCACCCCGUGGUCACCACUCUACCUGCCUCAGCGCCAAGACCCGAGCCCAUCCCCUUCACUUGACAGCUGUUCAGUAUUUGAGAAGAGGUCUCACGCCUAAGUCUUCCCCUUUCCAUGUAAACAUCCAGAAUUCCUUCAAUAAUUUCACGUAUCAGGUUUCUGAUAGCCUUAUUUAAAGCAAUUAUACACAUAGUACAUGAAUGCUAUGUAUGCUUUCUUGUAAAAAUAUUUACUAAUAGAGAUAAACAAGAAGAAUUUUGUUCCCUGUUCAGCCUCAGCCCUCUUUCCAGAGGAAACGCCUCUUAUCGGUGUGGUGUGUAUGUGUUUAGAAGAAUCUUCUCUCUGCACAUACAUGGAUAUGGAUACAAUGGAAAUGUAUAAAUAUACGUGGAGUUUUAAAAAUGCAUAUAUAUGUACAUAUGUAGAUUAAAACCGAGGACCUCAGUGACUCUCUGCAGCAGACCCUCUCUCAUCGGCCAUGCCACCUGAGUCAAGGACCUGCCAUGAUUCCUGGAAACCAAAUGUCUGGGGACAUGGCUUCCAUCCAUCCGCUCCAGCAGCUUGUACUGGUUCCCGGACACCUACAGUCUGUCUCCCAGUUCCUACUAUCUCAGACCCAGCCUGGGCAGCAAGGUCUGCAGUCAAAUCUUCUCCCCUUUCCCCAGCAGCAAAGCUCUCUCCUCCUCCCACAGACGGGGCUUGGCCUGGCGUCCCAGUUGGACGCCCUGGGGUGCCAGGAUCCUCUUUAGAACCGCAUCUGGAAGCAUCCCAGCAUCUCCCAGUCCCCAAGCAUCUCCCCAGCUCUGGAGGAGCUGAUGAACCCAGUGACUUGGAGGAGCUGGAGAAGUUCGCCAAGACCUUCAAGCAGAGGCGCAUUAAGCUGGGCUUCACACAGGGAGACGUGGGUCUGGCGAUGGGAAAGCUGUAUGGCAACGACUUCAGCCAGACUACCAUCUCCAGAUUUGAGGCUCUAAAUCUGAGCUUCAAGAACAUGUGCAAGCUCAAGCCGCUGCUGGAGAAGUGGCUGAAUGAUGCAGAAUCCUCUCCGUCAGACCCCUCCGUGAGCAACCCCAGCUCUUACCCCACCCUCAGUGAAGUGUUCGGGAGGAAGAGGAAGAAGCGGACCAGCAUCGAGACCAGCAUCCGCCUGACUCUGGAGAAGAGAUUUCAAGAUAACCCCAAACCCACCUCAGAGGAGAUCUCCAUGAUUGCAGAGCAGUUGUCCAUGGAGAAGGAGGUGGUGAGGGUCUGGUUCUGCAACCGACGCCAAAAGGAGAAGCGAGUCAACUGCCCUGUGGCCACACCCAUCAAAUCACCCAUGUACAGUUCCCGGCUGGUGUCUCCCUCUGGGUCUCUGGGGCCCCUCUCUGUCCCUCCUGUCCACAGCACCAUGCCUGGAACAGUAACGUCAUCCUGCUCCUCUGGGAACAACAGCAGGCCUUCGUCUCCUGGCCCAGGACUCCAUGCCAGCAGCCCUACUGCAUCUCAAAAUAACUCCAAAGCGGCUGUGAACUCCUCCACCAGUUUUAACUCUUCAGGAUCUUGGUACCGAUGGAAUCAUCCCACCUACCUCCACUGAGACCAAAACGUUUCUCCGAGGCCACCUGGCCCUGUUAUUCCCCACAGGAAGGAAGGGAGUCACGCCUUCUCUGUGUGGACAGAUUACUUUCAGGA